Glarea lozoyensis ATCC 20868 is the source of this 744-nucleotide messenger RNA. RefSeq lists its product as uncharacterized. Lineage: Eukaryota; Fungi; Ascomycota; Leotiomycetes; Helotiales; Helotiaceae. The coding region runs from base 1 to 744 and encodes 247 amino acids. The record is from RefSeq and is a predicted model, not a curated record. The transcript has 2 exons.
AUGAUCGCCGGUCGCUGGUACUGGUGUUGCGUCUGGCGGGAUGAUGUGAUGCUGGGUAUUUUGGUCUGUUGGCAGGCAAAUUCUGGAGUGCCGGUGAUGGUGUUCGUUUGCCCGGACUCGUCGUUGGCCAGCGGCACGAAAACGUUCGAAACGAUUCCAAUAAAACGGACCCAGCAGGCGGAUUCAAGCAGUCAGACCUACGAUGCUCGUCGAGGAGGUUCUGUGGUGGUUCCGGGUUCAGCCUGUCCACGGUUGUCGGGCAGCAAUGCAAAUGCUCUCACUCAACAGGGUGUGCCCCCUUGGUUGCCCGGCGCCGGAUGGCAAAGCGAGGAGAGACUGCCACCACACAGAGUGGAAAUGCACUUUGGCGGGUUCUCUUUCGCCGUGGUGUUGAUCAAAUGGUCCCAGUCACGAGCACCGUUGUCCUGGCACAGGUCGGUCUGGCGCUUUCUCAAUGCAGCUGAAGCAUUCCUCGGAAUAGACGAGGCAUUGCGAGCGAGUGUAUGUCCUCGAGCAGAUGCAGACCGUACAUGGCGACUCGUCUGUCGCGGCGGUAUGGCAGCUGCCCCUGAAAAACGACAUAACUGUUAUAUUACGAAGGAUGCGAUGCGCUGGCAGCUAUUCACAGCGACUGGAUCUGCAUACAGAACUAGUCGCCAGACAGCAGUGCUCAUAAUGGGCGCGAGUGAGAUUACCGGGGCCAUUUUCGGAAAACGGAGGAAACAGAAGCAGCAAAAUAAAUAA